This is a messenger RNA of Salvia hispanica, 651 nucleotides long. NCBI's taxonomy places the organism in Eukaryota, Viridiplantae, Streptophyta, Magnoliopsida, Lamiales, Lamiaceae. The record is from RefSeq and is a predicted model, not a curated record.
AUGGUGGUGGUUUCAGCAGGGGCUAAAUCUGGGAAGAAAUUCGCAGAUGAGAUGAAAAUGGCGGCAAUGAAGCUGCACAAGAAUAAGCCAGGGGAGAAGGAGCCGGCCGGCCUUGGUAUCGCUACAUGGGAGCCUACUCUUGAAGGCUACUUGAGCUUCUUGGCAAAUACUAAGUUGAUUUAUGAAGCUCUCGAGAACAUUGUCGACCGAGCUGUCUUCCCUCACUAUGCAGAAUUGAGGAAGACAGGGCUGGAAAGGUCAGAGAGGAUUGCAAAAGACAUGGAGUGGUUUGAAGAACAAGGUUAUGCUAUCCCACAAGCAUCAUCUGUUGGAAUAAACUAUGCUCAAUACCUUUGUGAGUUGUCUGAAAACGAACCGCACGCCUUUCUUUGCCAUUUCUACAUGAUUUAUUUCGGUCACACUGCCGGUGGUAGGAUGAUCGGUAAAAAGGUGGAGGAGAAGAUUCUCAAUGGUAAGGAAUUGGAGUGCUACAAAUAUGAAGGAGAGCUGCCACAACUACUGCAGAAUGUUCGAGAUAAGCUCAACACACUUGGGGAAAGAUGGAGUAGGGAAGAGAAGAAUCGAUGCCUUGAUGAGUUUCAGAACUCUUUCAAAUUCGGGGGCGAUAUCCUCCGUCUUGUACUCCAUUGA